This is a messenger RNA of Colletotrichum destructivum, 1630 nucleotides long. RefSeq names its product Putative peptidase M14, carboxypeptidase A. Gene Ontology annotation, biological process: proteolysis. The coding region runs from base 227 to 1630 and encodes 467 amino acids. The record is from RefSeq and is a predicted model, not a curated record. Lineage: Eukaryota; Fungi; Ascomycota; Sordariomycetes; Glomerellales; Glomerellaceae. The transcript is spliced from 5 exons. Gene Ontology annotation, molecular function: zinc ion binding; metallocarboxypeptidase activity.
CGGGUUGCUCAUCCGACUUCCACCGCGGGGUUUCUGUGCAUGGAAGCUCUCCAAAACCCCUUAUCAUGGGCGCGGGGGCGCUUAGAAGCCACAAUCACACCUACCUGUUUCUGCAAAGGUCGGGCUGGUGACACCAUCUCGGCUGGUGCCACGCACAGCAACCCGUCCUCAUACCGCAACAUGACCACACAGAUAUCUGUCGUCCGAUUUCCAUAAAGAGGGGCAUAUGAUCGUCGAAGAUGGUCUCGCUCCUUUCAGUCUCCAGCCUGUCAGCGCUUCCUCCCUCUUUCUCCAGCUCCCCGUCCAUCUGGAACUUUUCACGGAAGCUAGACAAGCCUCAGCGACCAUGAAGUUCCUCGCCGGUCUCGCCCUUGUGCUGCCGCUGGCGUCCGCCGCGGCCGUCACGCCCCUGGAGAAGAAGAUCAGCUACGAUGGCUUCAAGGCCUUCCGUAUCUCCACGCACAACGACGCCGCCUCGAUCAAGAAGAAGAUCGCCAAUAUCGCCGCGAUCCCCUUCAACCUCGACAACAGCGAGCACCUGGACGUCGCCAUCCCCGCGGGUGACGUUUCCAAGUUCGAGAAGCUUGGCCUCGAGACGUCGGUCCUGCACGAGGACCUCGGCGCCACCAUCGCCGAGGAGGGCAAAUUUGCCCCCUACGAGAGAAACGAAGAUGUCAGCCUCCAGGCUCUUCCCAGCCUGACGUGGUUCAACUCGUACCACACCUUCGCCGACCACCAGCAGUUCAUCCGCGACCUGCAGUCUAACUUCCCCUCCAACUCGGAGUUGAUCAACGCCGGUAACUCGUACGGCGGACGCUCGCUCCUUGGUAUUCACCUCUGGGGUAGCGGCGGCAAGGACUCCAAGCCCGCCAUCUACUGGCAUGGUACUGUCCACGCCCGCGAAUGGGUCACGACCAUGGUGGUCGAGUACUUGACCUACCAGCUUAUUGACGGUUAUCAAAAGAACGACGCUGCUGUGAAGGCUCUUCUCGACAAGUACGACUUCUACAUCCUGCCCAUUGUCAACCCGGACGGUUUCGCCUACAGUCAGACCAACGACCGUCUCUGGCGCAAGAACCGCCAGCCCCGGUCUGGCAGCACCUGUAUCGGCACCGACAUCAACCGAAACUGGCCUUUCAACUGGCAACUCCCCGGCGGCGCCUCCACGAGCUUCUGCUCCGAGACGUACAAGGGCCAGGCCGCCGGCGACACCCCCGAGAUGGUCGCCCUCAAGGCCUACACCGACCGCCUCGCCGCUGGCCGCGGCAUCAAGCUCUUCAUCGACUGGCACAGCUACGGCCAGUAUAUCCUGCUGCCCUACGGCUACGACUGCUCCGCCCGGGCCGCCAACCACGCGCGCCAGAUGACGCUCGCCGGCAACACGGCCAACACCAUCGCCCAGUCGUACGGCACCCGCUUCACCUACGGGCCCAGCUGCUCGACUCUCUACGCCACCACCGGCAGCGCGCCCGACUACCUCACCGGCGCCGCCCGCGCCGAGGUCGCCUGGACCAUCGAGCUGAGGCCCGCCGGCGCCUCCGGCGGUGGUUUCAUCCUGCCUGCUGCCCAGAUCCUGCCCAGUGCCAUCGAGCAGUGGAACGGAAUCAAGUACCUGCUCGCCAACGUCUAG